Molecule: messenger RNA, 414 nt
Organism: Marasmius oreades (fairy-ring Marasmius)
Lineage: Eukaryota; Fungi; Basidiomycota; Agaricomycetes; Agaricales; Marasmiaceae
Exons: 3
Coding region: 1-414 (137 amino acids)
Biological process (GO): calcium import into the mitochondrion; mitochondrial calcium ion homeostasis
Cellular component (GO): mitochondrial inner membrane; uniplex complex
Molecular function (GO): calcium channel activity; uniporter activity
Source: RefSeq, a predicted model, not a curated record
AUGGAAGCUCAACGUGGUGCGAGGAGAAUGGCUCUUGGAGGGUUUGGAAUGUUGGUUGUGUAUUGGGCUGCUGUUGCUAGAUUGACGUUUUGGGAUUAUGGAUGGGAUGUUAUGGAACCGAUCACGUACCUCUCGGGACUUUCGAGUGUUGUGUGUGGAUAUCUAUGGUUCUUGUAUCAAGGACGAGAAGUGUCCUAUUCGUCUGUCUUGCACCGUUCGGUAUCAGCUCGACGACAGGCUCUUUACAAGACCAAGGGGUUGGACAUUGAUCGAUGGGAAGACUUGGUUCAUGAGAGGAAGGCACUUCUCAGGGAAAUCGGUAGGAUCAAGGAAGACUAUGACCAUGGGAAGAGUCAGCAGGAAAAAGAGACGGAGAAGGAGAGCCGUGAUUCAGAAGGAGAGGAUUCGGUUUGA